AUGGACGCCGCUGUCGCGGCGCUCGUCGUCGUCGUCGCCGUCGCCGUCCUUCUCUUCGUGGGUCUCCGGCGCUGCGCGGGCGCGGGCCACCGCAACCACUGCCCCUACCCGAACCCCGUGCUCGGCAACGUGGUGCCCUUUGUGCGCAACUUCCACCGCUUCCUCGACUGGGCCACGGACCAGCUCGCGGCGGCCCCGGCCUCCACCAUCGAGGUGCGCGGUGCGCUCGGCCUCGGCAACGGCGUCGCCACCGCGGACCCGGGCGUCGUCGACCACCUGCUGCGCGCCGGGUUCCCCAACUACGUCAAGGGCGCGCGCUUCGCGGGGCCCUUCGCCGACCUCCUCGGCAGCGGCAUCUUCCUCGCGGACGGCCGCCUGUGGAGCCUCCAGCGCAAGCUCGCGUCCUACUCCUUCUCGUCCCGCUCGCUGCGCCGCUUCUCCGGGCGCGUCCUCAGCGCCCACCUGCACCGCCGGCUCCUGCCUCUCCUCACGGCCGCCGCCGACUCCGGCGAGGCCGUUGACCUGCAGGACGUGCUCAAGCGCUUCGCCUUCGACAACAUCUGCGGCGUCGCGUUCGGGGUCGAGGCCUCGACGCUGCUCGAGCUCGGGGAGGAGGACGGCGGGGGCAGCGGACGCCGCCGCCGGCACGAUGCGUUCUUCAAAGCGUUCGACGACGCCGUCGAGAUCUCCUUCGCGCGCAUGCUCCACCCGACCGCCGUCGUGUGGAAGGCGAUGCGGCUCGCUGGCGUCGGAAGCGAGAGGCGGCUCCGCGAGGCCAUCCGCGUCGUCGACGAGCACGUCGCGGCGAUCAUGGAGUCGGAGGAGCGGUCGCGCGGGCGCGGCGACGACGAGCAGUACCUGCUGUCGCGGUUUGCGGCGGCGAUGGAGGAAGAUGAGGGGAGCGAGCUCGGCGCAAUGUUCCAGUCGCCGGGGGCGAAGCGGCGGUUCCUGCGGGACAUCGUCGUCAGCUUCGUGCUCGCCGGGAAGGACUCCACGUCCUCCGCGCUCACAUGGUUCUUCUGGCUCCUCGCCGCCAACCCGCGCUGCGAGCGGCGCGUGUACGAGGAGGCGGCGGCAUCGCUCGACGAAAACGGAGACGACGACCACAGCGGCUACGACGAGCUCAGGGGGAUGCACUACCUGCACGCCGCGCUCACCGAGGCGAUGCGGUUGUACCCGCCGGUGCCCAUCAACUCGCGGGUGGCGUCCGCGGGGGACGUGCUGCCGGACGGCACGACGGUGCGCGCCGGCUGGUUCUCGGACUACUGCGCCUACGCGAUGGGGAGGAUGCCGAGGCUUUGGGGCGACGACUGCCGCGAGUUCCGGCCCGAGCGGUGGCUCGACGGCGGCGGCGAGUUCGUGGCGGUGGACGCGGCGAGGUACCCAGUCUUCCACGCCGGCCCGCGGGCGUGCCUCGGGAAGGAGAUGGCGUACGUGCAGAUGAAGGCCGUCGUGGCCGCCGUGGUCAGGAGGUUCUCCGUCGAGCCGGUACGGGCGGCGAGCAUGGAGGCGCCUCCGCCGUACGAGAUGGCGGUGACGCUGAGGAUGAAGGGCGGGCUGCCUGUGCGGAUAAGGAGGCGGGAGAGCUACGCGGGCCGCCACUGA
Molecule: messenger RNA, 1605 nt
Organism: Miscanthus lutarioriparius
Lineage: Eukaryota; Viridiplantae; Streptophyta; Magnoliopsida; Poales; Poaceae
Source: the annotation of a GenBank genome assembly